UGAUUAGUUAGUCCAUACUCCGCAGCAAUAGGGGGCGGCAUGUAUGUACAACUUGGUUGCGACUGCCCACAACUUUAUAGUAGAGUAAUCUGGUAGACCGUGCAGUCAGACAAUCUCUGGUCGAGUAAAGCAAGGUAGACAGCUGGUGGAAACCAUAUUUUUGGUGUAUCACGCAAUUUCACACCAGACAUACUAGCUGAAACACCAACGAUGGCGGAUGAGAUUUCGAAAAAUGCCGACAAACUCUCUGUAGGGGAGCUCUACGUGUCUGCUAAGCAAGGCAAUGAUGAGGCCGGGGAUGGAACAGAAAAGAAGCCAUUCAAAACACCACUGAAGGCUUUAUCGUUUGCUGGGAAGGAGCCAUUUCCAACCAUUUAUGUGGAUUCACAAAAGGAGGGAGAGAGAUGGGCAGUGAUUUCCAAAACCCAAAUGAAAAACACGAAGAAGAUGUGGCAGAAGGAACAGGUGAAGAGUGAUGCCAAAGACAAGAAAGAGGCAGAAGAUGCAGAGAGACGAGAGAAGAAUCUUGAAGAGGCAAAGAAGGUGGUCAUUGAGCAGGACACAAGUUUACCAGAGCCGAAAACGGUUAAAAUCCGCAAUUUGGAACCACUCCGAGGGCAGCGGGUGAAGGUGUUUGGCUGGGUGCACCGACUGCGUAGGCAGGGAAAGAAUUUGCUGUUCAUUGUGUUAAGAGAUGGAACGGGGUUCCUGCAGUGUGUGCUCACAGAUGCACUGUGUCAGUGUUACAACGGCCUGGUCCUGUCAACUGAGAGUACGGUUGCCCUGUAUGGUACUGUGCAGCCCGUCCCUGAAGGGAAGCAGGCUCCUGGAGGCCAUGAGCUCCACUGUGACUUCUGGGAGCUGAUAGGUCUAGCCCCAGCAGGGGGCGCUGAUAACCUGCUGAACGAGGAGUCUGACGUGGACGUGCAGCUCAACAACCGGCACAUGAUGAUCCGUGGUGAGAACGUGUCCAAGAUCCUGCGGGUUCGCUCCAUUGUCACACAAUGCUUCCGGGACCACUACUUCAGCCAUGGAUACUAUGAGAUCACUCCCCCCACUCUGGUGCAGACCCAGGUAGAGGGCGGAUCCACACUGUUCUCCCUGAACUACUUUGGGGAGGAUGCAUUCCUGACCCAGUCCUCUCAGCUCUAUCUGGAGACCUGCAUCCCCGCUCUGGGGGACACCUUCUGUAUCGCCCAGUCCUACCGUGCCGAGCAGUCCCGCACACGCCGACACCUGGCUGAGUAUAGCCACAUUGAGGCUGAGUGUCCCUUCAUAAACUUUGAAGACUUGCUGAGCCGCCUGGAGGACCUGGUGUGUGAUGUGGUGGAUCGUGUCCUCAAGUCUGAAGCUGCUCAGCUGCUCUAUGAUGUCAAUCCAGAUUUCAAACCCCCCAAGCGGCCGUUCAAGAGGAUGAACUACACAGAGGCCAUUGAGUGGCUGAGAGAGCAUGAUGUCAAGAAAGACGACGGAACCUACUAUGAAUUUGGAGAGGACAUCCCUGAAGCCCCAGAGAGGCUGAUGACUGACAGCAUCGGCGAGACUAUUCUGCUGUGUCGCUUUCCUGCAGAGAUCAAGUCUUUCUACAUGCAGCGAUGCCCAGAGGACCGCCGUCUCACUGAGUCGGUUGAUGUGCUGAUGCCUAAUGUUGGGGAGAUUGUUGGAGGGUCGAUGCGUAUCUGGGACUCUGAGGAGCUGCUGGAAGGCUACAAGAGAGAGGGCAUUGAGCCAUCUCCCUACUACUGGUACACUGAUCAGAGGAAAUUUGGAACAUGCCCUCAUGGUGGGUAUGGUUUGGGCCUGGAGCGUUUCCUGACCUGGCUUCUGAAUCGCCAUCACAUUCGGGAUGUCUGUCUAUACCCCCGCUUCAUCCAGAGGUGUCGGCCUUGAAAAGCCUCCACAGACAAUCUGGGAAGCCCAGCAAACAAGCCACCACAGAAAGCCACAAUCUUCUGCUGCACUGCAAUGUUCUUACCUAAUUUAAGAUACAAAAUAUUUAACCCCUGCCUACCAACACCCAAUUCACAUCUGUUAGCCAUGUAAUGGCACACAUUCUGCUAGCAUUUGUUCUACUUGUUCUGGAGAGAUGGUGUUCUGAGCCAUGAUGUAUCUACACGCUGACACAAUAAACAUGGAAUUUAACAUGCA
Clupea harengus (Atlantic herring) is the source of this 2148-nucleotide messenger RNA. RefSeq names its product asparaginyl-tRNA synthetase 1 (gene nars1). Gene Ontology annotation, cellular component: cytoplasm. The record is from RefSeq and is a predicted model, not a curated record. NCBI's taxonomy places the organism in Eukaryota, Metazoa, Chordata, Actinopteri, Clupeiformes, Clupeidae. Gene Ontology annotation, molecular function: nucleic acid binding; ATP binding; asparagine-tRNA ligase activity. Gene Ontology annotation, biological process: asparaginyl-tRNA aminoacylation.